Molecule: messenger RNA, 1884 nt
Organism: Anolis sagrei ordinatus
Lineage: Eukaryota; Metazoa; Chordata; Lepidosauria; Squamata; Anolidae
Product: retinol dehydrogenase 12-like
Source: RefSeq, a predicted model, not a curated record
AAGCUUCCUCCGGGCACAGCCGGGCGACACGAGCCGAGAUGCAGGACUGCCUGGGCUGCGCGCUCGCGCUGUGCCUCGCGCUCGCCCUCCCUUUGCUGAUGCUUCUGGCCGCUCCUUGCAUCAGGAAGUUUAUUGCAGGAGGUAAAUGUACGUCUGCAGCAAAGCUGAAUGGGAAGGUUGUAGUGAUCACAGGCGCCAACACAGGCAUCGGGAAGGAGACUGCCAAAGACCUUGCAGGAAGAGGUGCUAGAGUCAUUCUUGCUUGCAGGGAUAUGGUAAAAGCAGAGGCUGCAGCCGAUGAAAUCCGGACCAAGACAGGGAACCAACAAGUUAUUGCAAAGAAAUUAGAUUUGGCAGAUACCAAAUCUAUCCGAGAAUUUGCUGAGAAUCUCCUGGAAGAAGAGAAAGAACUUCAUAUCCUCAUUAACAAUGCUGGAGUUAUGAUGUGUCCCUAUUCGAAGACAGCGGAUGGCUUUGAAAUGCACUUUGGAGUCAAUCACCUUGGACACUUCCUUUUAACAUUCCUGUUGACUGAGCGCUUGAAGCAAUCUGCACCAUCUCGAAUAGUCAAUGUGUCCUCCUUGGCUCAUCAUGGAGGGAGGAUUCGCUUUGAGGACCUCCAAGGCGAGAAAAGCUAUCACCGGGGCCUGGCCUAUUGUCACAGCAAACUGGCGGGUAUUCUUUUUACCCGGGAGCUGGCCAGACGACUGCAAGGUACUGGAGUUACAGUCAAUGCUUUGCAUCCAGGCACUGUUGCCUCUGAUCUGACCCGUCACUCCACUAUAAUGAAUUUUUUGUGGAAGUUGUUGCCUUUCCUUUUGAAAACAUCUCAAGAAGGAGCCCAAACCAGUGUCUACUGUGCGGUGGCAGAAGAGCUGGAGUCAGUGAGUGGGAAAUAUUUCAGUGACUGUAAACCAGCCUAUGUAUCACCUCAAGGACGCGAUGAUGAAUCAGCAAGGAAGCUCUGGGAUGUCAGCUGUGAACUGUUAGGCAUCCAGUGGGACUGAAUAGUGGAUGACCCUUAUCUGUAGUUGCACCUUUCAAGAGAGAACAAACAUUGGCAGAACUGAAGGCCAAAUAUUUCAUGCUCACUGAACACAAACAAAAAUCAAACCAGAUUUAGAGAUUUAAGGCUGUUUCCAUCUGAGUUCAUUCUCAAGAUGCUUGUUUCUAACAAGAGGGCAGUGUGUUUUCUAGUCUACAUUUUCCACAAAUGUACAAGUAAAAAAAGUUGUAGUUAUCAACUAUAUGUAUCUGACCUUUCUCAUUCAAUGUGGAGAUUUGUUUAGACAAAUCUGAAUGUGUUUAACCAGGAUGGAGGAACCAUGUUUUUGCAACUUGGAAAACUUCUGUUUAUAUGCUUUUCACACCCUAAUCUUUUGUUAGGUCUGAUCAUAAAGGAGUUUUGGCUCUAAUAAGCUAGUUUAUUUAUAUUGUCAGAAGCAAGUUGAGGGUACAGUUAACAUGUAUUUUAAAAACACAAACAGCUUUUAAAAACUUGGCAUUAUCUUAAAUGUCUUUGACCAGAAGCUGGCCACUUGGAGUGCCUCUUAUGUCGCUUUGAGAAGGUCCUCCAUUGUGCAUGUGUCAGUGUUCAGGUUGCAUUGUAGUAGGUGGCCUGUGGUUUGCUCUUCUCCACACUCGUCUGUCGUGGACUCCACUUUGUAGCCCCAUUUCUUAAGAUUAGCUCUGCAUCUCGUGCUAGUGAUCCAAGCAUAACAUUUUGAUUUAGGAGAGGGGGCUAGACCUACAGAAAGUAAGGAGCCAGAGAGAAAAUGCUCCAGUUGGAACUGACUUCAGGCUGUUAAAGGUUUCCGGCAUCUGCUGUUGGCAUUAUUUAACGCAUAAAGAGCAGAUUUCUUCAAUAGAGGAGUAAUGCUUACA